Molecule: messenger RNA, 4212 nt
Organism: Branchiostoma belcheri (Belcher's lancelet)
Lineage: Eukaryota; Metazoa; Chordata; Leptocardii; Amphioxiformes; Branchiostomatidae
Exons: 29
Coding region: 272-3823 (1183 amino acids)
Biological process (GO): proteolysis
Molecular function (GO): metalloendopeptidase activity; zinc ion binding
Source: RefSeq, a predicted model, not a curated record
AAGAGACGACAAGAAGACAAGAACAGGACAGACGUUGAGUCGGACGGUUGAAAACUGAAGCGACGUUGUUUUCUUUUUUUCCGUAGUGACUGCUGGUGUGAUAUUCGCCAAAGAAGAGUAGAAACAAGAGCAAAGGUCGAUGAGUUCAGUCUAUUUAUUUUCCUUAGCAGAUUUAUCUUGAUAUCGACAACUGCACACGCACAGGUGCAAGCUAGGGACUCGGGGAAUCAGACCAGACAGAGAGCUGUGUUGACUCAAACGUCGCUGCAAAAUGGAGGGCAUCAAAGUAGCGCUGGUCGCAUUUCUGGUGGUAGUUUGCGAGGGAUCGCCAGUCGAGAAAAGACAAGUACAAGUACAACUACCGAAUAAUCUGUUACAAAGCGGCAGUCUUUUGUCUGAGUACAUCAUGAUGAUCAUGGACCAAAUCUUACAAGUGAACGAAAAUGAAGGCAUGGACCUGUUUGAGGGUGAUAUCAAGGGCGUUGAUUGGACUACGAGGAAUGCUAUCCGUGACAGGACUAAGAUCUGGCAGACCAGGGAGGUGCCGUACAUCAUAGACCCCUCAGUCUCUCCCGAGGCGCAGGCAGCCAUCCAGGAGGCUAUCCAGGAGUUCCACUCCAAGACGUGUCUGAGGUUCAGACAGAGAACCACGGAGACAGACUACAUCCUCUUCAAGAAAAUCGGCGGCUGCUGGUCUAACGUUGGCCGGACGGGCGGAAUGCAGGAGUUGUCUGUGGGGGACGGGUGCGAGUUUAAGGGCACGGUGGCUCACGAGAUGAUGCACGCUCUGGGCUUCUGGCACGAGCAGUCGCGGACGGACAGGGACAACUACAUCAACGUCAUGUGGCAGAACAUUCAGGACGGGAAGGAGCACAACUUCAACAAGUACUCUCAGGACCAGGUGGACACCCUGGGCAUGCCCUACGACUACGGCUCCAUCAUGCACUACUCGCAGUACGCCUUCUCCAAGAACGGCCAGCCCACCAUCACCCCCAAACAGUCCACCCCUGACGCCCUCGGCCAGAGGAACGGGCUCAGCGACACGGACGUGCAGAAGAUCCAGCUGCUCUACAGCUGCUCAGGAGGUUCUUCUGGCUCGGGAACAACCGGCACUGCGGCCCCUACCGUUACCCCCAACAACUGGUCCAGCUGGUCCAGUUGGAGCGAGUGUAGCCUGGACUGUCAGAAGACCCGCCAGCGUUUCUGCACCGACGCAAACAACGUCGGUUGUGUGGGAGACUCCACUGAGGUGGCGCAGUGCCCACUGCCUUGCUCUCCCGUGACAGCUAUCGGCUGCUGGGUGGACAACCUGAGUUCCCCUCCGGUACCUUCCAUGGAGAACUCUGAUGCUAGCCUGGCCGACAACUACAGAACCCGCACCAGCGCUAUCAGGAAAUGCGCCGACGUCGCUAAUGCACGUGGCUACCAGGUGUUCGCGAUCGGUGACAACGGCAAGUGUUACUCCAGCUCCACCGCCCACACCACGUACAUGUCCCUCGGUCCGUCCGGCGGCUGCAGCGCGAACGGCAGGGGAGGAACCAACGCCAUCAACGCCUAUUCGUUCUCUUCAGGAUCGAUCGACGGGCAGUGGGGUGAGUGGGGACCGUGGGGCACGUGCACCAAGUCCUGUGGCGUCGGCACUCAGCACCGCUACCGGCAGUGCAACAACCCGAUCCCUGCGAACGGCGGAGCCGACUGCCAAGGGAACAAUUUUGAAGUGCAGUUCUGCAACACUGAUGAGUGCCCAGCCAACCCCGUGUGCGGUCCGUCCGACCGGGUGGGCCCGAGCGGGGAGAUCAGGCUUACCACGUUCCCCGCCCCGUACGAACCCUUCCUGAACUGCCGGUACAACAUUGACGGCCAGGGGCUGCCCAUCACCCUGGAGUUCCUGGACCUGGACAUCGAGUACGCCUCCAGAUGUGUUUACGACUACCUCAAGGUGUAUGACGGGACGUCUGAGUCUGACGUCAUGCUGGGGAACAUCUGCGGCACCACGUCACCGGGCACCAUUACGUCAUCAGGGGACAAGCUCUUCCUCCUCUUCAAGAGUGACGACUCGACCAGCGGCCGCGGCUACAGGAUCAGAUACACCGUCGCAACCCCAACACAGGCACCAACGACCACCACGCCGAAGCCGACCACCACGCCUCGGCCAACCACUACAACGCGUCCGACCACUACACCUCGCCCUACAACGCAGACUACCACUACACCUAAGCCUACAACCACUCCUCGCCCUACAACCCAGACCACCACUACGCCUCGCCCUACAACCCAGACCACCACCACCCCUCGCCCCACCACACAGACUACAACCACCCCUCAGCCUGCCACGACUCCAAGGCCGGUCGUCACUACCACAACCACCACCCCCGCUCCAGUCACCAACCCCACCACUUAUGUUGACGACUGUCAGAACCUGAGCCCCCUGUGUGGGGCCAACCCCGGCUGGCCUACCUUCGACUCCUGUAGCACCGACUACGUCAGGGACAACUGCCCACAGUUCUGCGGACUGUGCACAUGUGACAACAGACCCUGCUAUAACGGCGGCCACCGUGGAGGGAACCCAAACAACUACGGAGAGAACACGUGUGACUGUAACUGUGUGGACAACUGGAGCGGCCCAACGUGCCAAGUUUGCAACCUGCAGUGUUUGAACGGAGGUGUUCUGGACCGGUCCAGCUGUACCUGUCUCUGUCCACACGGCUUUGACGGGGAAACCUGCGCUGAAACUUGCCGGGACAGCAGCGAGCUGUGCGGAGCGAACCCCGGCUGGCCAAGUGUGGACUCCUGCGUGCACAGCUACGUGCGGGACAACUGCCACGCCAUGUGUGGUGUCUGCAGUACGUCAGUCAAUCUGUUGACUUAUCUUCAUGUCUGUAUCUUUUUCUUUCCAGAUCUCGCACCCACACCUGCGCCAACUGGAGCUGCCUGUCAGAACAAGAGUCCCCUGUGCGGCGCCAACCCCGGCUGGCCCACCACCGAGUCAUGCAGGACCGACUAUGUCCGGGAGAACUGCCCACAAUUCUGCGGACUGUGCUCCUGUGGGAAGACCUGUGCUAAUGGCGGGACCGUGGCUGGCAAUCCCGACAAUUAUCUGGAGCACACGUGCGACUGUAACUGUGCGGGGCUGUGGAGCGGGGAACUUUGUGACGAGUGCAAUGUCCAGUGCCUGAAUGGCGGAGUCUUGGACCGUUCUACCUGUACCUGCAGCUGUCCACCGGGCUUCAGCGGAGAGAAAUGUGAAGGUAAACGGGCAGACGACAGUACUGCAGAGUCGUGUCAGAACGUGAGCCCCCUGUGCGGCCGGAGCCCCGGCUGGCCGUACGUGUCCCAGUGCUCCACAGACUACGUCAAGGAGAACUGCCAACAGUUCUGCGGAGUGUGCAGUAAGUAUCUGUGGACAUUUAGUUUAGUCAAAGCUGCAGUGCGACUCCAUGUGCUAACGGCGGGACCCGCGGCGGGAACCCGGACAACUACGGCGCCAACACCUGCGACUGUAACUGUGCCGGCCUGUGGAGCGGACCAACCUGCCAAGAAUGCAACGUGCAGUGUGCUAAUGGCGGCGUGUUGGACCGGUCCACCUGCACGUGUCAGUGUGCGGAUGGGUUUGACGGGGAAACUUGCACCGAGUCCUGCCAGGACAGCAGCGACUUGUGUGGUGCAAACCCCGGAUGGCCGACCUCUGACCUCUGUGCUAUCGAUUACGUCAGAGACAACUGUCACGCUUUCUGUGGCAUCUGUGUGCCUUGAAGAAGAUGGGUCCAGAUGGAAGGAGAGAUUCGCCAACCGGCCGAGACAUCUGUGGACUAGAAUACCUUAGACUUGCACGUGUGCGUUUGUGUUAUUUUACAAAUUAUAUCUUCUGGCCCUUUGUCAUAUCUAGUCAGGUCAUUGCCCUACGCUUUUUACCCCCAAGUAUUUUAUCAAAUGAGCUGAAAAUUAAACAGAUCCCCAAGAAUGUACCUAUACAUCUAGAUAUCUCAUAUAUUUUCCUUUGAGAAUUUAUUCAUCAUCAUUUUGAGGUGUAAGUUCUACUCGUGAAUGAGGAACUUUCAGCAUGUUUGCCUCCAGAUCACGUUGUCAGGAGGUAAUAUAACGUUAUGGUUUGAGAAAUAAAGUGCAGAACAAGACCAUUAAACUGAUAACGUACAAAUAACAGGACUUCUCUUCCCUUUCUUCGACUUUUUCCACCAAUAAAUGUAGUUUGAA